Messenger RNA from Menidia menidia (Atlantic silverside), 672 nucleotides. The record is from the annotation of a GenBank genome assembly. Lineage: Eukaryota; Metazoa; Chordata; Actinopteri; Atheriniformes; Atherinopsidae.
AUGAGCUCGUACUUUGUAAACUCGUUCUCGGGGCGCUAUCCAAAUGGAUCCGACUAUCAGCUGCUAAAUUAUGGGACUAACGGCGCCGUGAGCGGCUCCUUCAGAGACCCCGGCAACAUGCACCCCGGCUCUUUCGGCUACAACUACAAUGGCAUGGACCUGACGGUGAACCGGGCCAGCGCCGGGAACACCGGGGGAACCGGAACCGGCCACUUCGGGGCCGCGCGGGAGGACGCGCGUGGCUACCGGCAGAGCCCCGGCGGCUGCUCGCUCUCCUCCCCGGACUCGGUGCAUCCAAAUCCAAAUCCACAUCCUCACCCUCUUCCCGCCCCCCCACCGGUGCCGGUGUCCUCGUGCGCGUCGGUUGGCCGCGACCCGCUGGAGCUAAAGAGCCCGUCGCCCCCCCCCCAACACCCCGACCGGAGCUCCGGGCUCAAUAAGGCCAGCGCAAACGCGCUUUUCACCGAGAUUGAGGACCCGGUGGUGGCCGGGGCCACGGAGACCGAGGAGGGCGCGCGCGGCUCCGGUUCCGCGUCACGCGCUCAGCAGCAGCAGCAGCAGGAACCCCACGCGACCUCGUCCUCCACCCCCACGCCAAACGACUGCCAAACGCCGCAGAUUUUCCCCUGGAUGCGGAAGCUGCACAUAAGCCACGCCCGCGCGCCCUUAUAG